AUGGCCGGACGAUCAAAUUCCCCCAGAACUCCCUCGCCGAAGAGCGGAAGAACCGGAAAGAUCACCGACUUCUUCAAGUCGGUCCAUCAAUCUGACCCAAAGCAACCUACAAAACGAGAGCUUGAAGUCGAGGACCAAGAUGCUCAGCCGACGAAGAAGCUCAAGCGAAGCGACGAUGGGCAUGGCGGUAGCAUGAAGACGGCCCGUUACCAAGUCGCCAUCAACACCCCUGAGCCCAAGACCAGAAAGCCAGCCUCCGCCCGUCUACUAGACGACACCGAUGGGGGGCUUCACGAAAGCCUUGUCGGCAGACGGGACUUCCUCUCCGAGACGAGCGCCAGGGACGACGGCCUAGUUGAAGACCAGCAACGCAAAGCCUCCAGGCCAGUUCAUACCCCCGCUCGAGCAAACGCCCCUAAGUGCAAGAGGCCGACAUCUUCCCGUCUAUUGGAUGAGACCGAUGGAGGUCUGAUGGACAGCCUGGUCGGUCGCUUCAAAACUCCAAGGCACGGGAAGGAAAUUUCCAGGUUUGAGGAGAUGAAGAGCACUGACGGCUCGAUGCACGAAACCGUGAACGAUAACGUUCUGGACGAUGACACCGAGGCUGAGACCAUCAAGCUCGAUGAUAGUGAAGAUGAAAGAAGCAGCGACCAAGACGAUGAGGGGGAUUAUAGCGAGGAGGAUAGCAGCGAUGACGAAGAUAGCGAGGUUGACGACAGUGACAAAGAGAACGUCGACCCGCGGAAUCGCAAUAGAACACCCUCGCUUCCGCCUCUCCCCGCAACCCCCGAGCACCACGGAAACCAGAGCGAGACUGGCGACGGGACCCCAAGUAACCAAUCCUCGACCAGUCCAUCGCCGCUCCUUCUGCCGAGCCCGGUCAUCGAUUUACCUCCACUCCCAUCUUCAUCCUCGUCGUCGUCCCUCUUGGUCCCUGAACAUCAGUCGACCUUGCCUUCUCCCCCGUCGUCGCCAUAG
This is a messenger RNA of Neurospora crassa OR74A, 978 nucleotides long. RefSeq lists its product as hypothetical. The coding region runs from base 1 to 978 and encodes 325 amino acids. NCBI's taxonomy places the organism in Eukaryota, Fungi, Ascomycota, Sordariomycetes, Sordariales, Sordariaceae. The record is from RefSeq and is a predicted model, not a curated record. The transcript has a single exon.